Salvelinus fontinalis (brook trout) is the source of this 6605-nucleotide messenger RNA. RefSeq names its product semaphorin-4F-like. The record is from RefSeq and is a predicted model, not a curated record. Gene Ontology annotation, biological process: semaphorin-plexin signaling pathway; positive regulation of cell migration; neural crest cell migration. Gene Ontology annotation, molecular function: chemorepellent activity; semaphorin receptor binding. Lineage: Eukaryota; Metazoa; Chordata; Actinopteri; Salmoniformes; Salmonidae.
GGAGCAUGAGGAGUUGUCAGCGGUGUGUGUCUACAGUCUGGCUGACAUCAGUAAAGUGAUGGACGGACCCUUUAAGGAACUGAAGAAGACCUGUGAGAACUGGAUCAACCCAGAACCAGUACCAACACCUAGACCUGGACAGGUACAGUCUAGAACACAUUACCUAGAACCAGUACCAACACCUAGACCUGGACAGUGUCUGAACAGUGCUCUGAGAGCGGAGGGCUUCGAGUCUUCUCUCAAGCUGCCGGACAAGGUGUUGACGUUUAUGAGAGACCACCCUCUGAUGGAGAACAACGUGAUCGCAGCGCCUCUACUGGUGAGGAGGGGCAUCACAUACACUAAAGUAGCUGUUACCAGGACGACCACGGAGUCGGACGAUGAUCAGAGAAACACAGCCACCGUGCUGCACCUGGGAACAGAUCGUGGGGAGCUCCAUAGAGUACUGGUGGUAGGACACAUCACUACACUACUACAGGAGAUACCUCUCUUCUCUGCACAGGAACCUGUCAACAACAUACUGCUACACAAGGGGCAGGCUCUAGUAGGUACCCCCCUAUCCCUGGCCCGUGUGGGGGCAGAGGGAUGCAGCCUGUACCCCAGCUGUGAGGUGUGUGCCCGGGCCAGAACCCUGGGGUGUGUGUGGAGGGCCAAAGAGGGAGCCUGUGGCCCCAGCAUGACAGAGCCCAUCCAGGGACAGGAGGUAGAAGAUGCUCUGAAGCUGUGUGCCAGUGGAGAAGGUCGUUGUUCCCCGAUCCUGAGGGAGCUGCGUGUCUCUGUGGGUCUCCAUGUUCUGCUGCCCUGCGUCCAGGUGUCAACACACCCCUGUACCUGGGAACACCCACCACACAGACACACCCGUCAACAUCACUCUGACCUGGAGGUCACUGUCACAGAGGAAAGCCUGGGGACAUACACCUGCCUCUGUCAGGAGGGUGGACCAGGGGGUAAGGAGGAGAGUCCUGCCUGUCGCAGAGCCUCCUACCAUCUCACCCUGGAGGGUCCGAGCGCUGGGGGGGCUGUGGCGAUGGCUGGAGGACGUCACCUACUGGCCAUCUACAUGCUCUGCUUCAUCCUGGGAGUCGCCCUCGGAUGCUUCCUUCUCUACUUCCUGUCCCGCCGACGUGGGAUUGGCCAGCGCCAUCCAGACCACUCCCUUUCCUCUGAGAAAGGGCAGGACCUGCUGGGCUCCUCGGCGACCCCGCAGUCACCUAGCAGCGGCAGUUUGCUGUCGGAGGGGUUCCCAUUAACGGAGAAGAGAGGAAAUGGAACGCUGCUACUGACACACCACCACGGCAACGGCAACGGUGGUCACCACGGCAACUACGGUGUCGCUGGCGGCAACGGCGGCUGCGACGGUAACCACGGCAACGGCGGCGGCGGCCACGGCAACGCCGGCUACGCCAACAACGCUAACUGUAACGUGCAGAUGGCAGCGAGCGCUGUGAAUGGGCUGAAGCUUCACGUUCAGGAGAUGGUGACGGACGAGAGGAGGGGGGGAGAGAGGGAGAGGAGGAGGUCGGAGGGGGGACAGGGGGAUGAGGAGGACGAGGGGCUGGGGGAGGUGUUGGGGGGACUGGAGCAGGAGUUAGCGGGGUUUGCGUUGUUUAAGUUACCAGCACCAUUAGCCCAGUGUGAGGAGAGUUCUAUCUGAUACACGGUGAUAGAGGCAUGACCAAGAUACACGUGUUGAGAAACGAGACACAUAGCCUGCGUCCCAAAGGCCACCCUGGUUCAUGAGCACUGCACUAUAUAGAGAAUAGUGUGCCAUUUGAGACGCAGCCGAAAAGAGAGACAUUACUGAGCUCUUCUCUGUCUAUUGCUGAACACAGAUGAAACAGGGAUAAAAGAGAGACAUUACUGAGCUCUUCUCUGUCUAUUGCUGAACACAGAUGAAACAGGGAUGAAAAGACAGAAAGGGUGGGAUGAGGAGAUAAAACACUAGUGAUGUUAUACACAUACAAAAGCCAUACUCUUUCUCUCUCUCUAUCUCUCUCUCUCUUGCUUUUUCUCUCUCUAUCUCUCUCUCUCUUGCUUUUUCUCUCUCUAUCUCUCUCUCUCUUGCUUUUUCUCCAUCUCUCUCUCUCUCUUGCUUUUUCUCUCUCUAUCUCUCUCUCUCUUGCUUUUUCUCUCUCUAUCUCUCUCUCUCUUGCUUUUUCUCCAUCUCUCUCUCUUCUCUCUCUCUCUCUAUUUCUCUCUCUCUCUCGCUUUUCUCUCUCUAUUUCUCUCCCUCUCCCUCACGACCUCUCUGUCUUUUUUCUCUCAACAACCAAUCCAAGUCACAAAGGGGUCCCAGAGCCACACCGUGCCCAGGCAGACUGCACCGAUACUGGGCGUGAUGUGGCGAGAGGUCAGCUUCUUAUACCAAACCUCCAGCAGGACACUCAGACUGCUAUUAAUGAAGGCUGACGUUACGUUCCAAUAAUCUCUCCUUUCUCCCGAAGUGUGCACACUUUUGGGAAAAAGGUAGAAAAUCAGGACACAGCCCUGAAACUAUGGAUCUGUCUCAGACCUCUCAGAUGGACUGUAAAUGGCUGAGGUUAGAUUAGAGGUUAGAGGUCAACAGUUUAAAGGUCAUGAUUGAAAAAGAGAGUUCCUAAAUAUAAAGACAUGAACUGGAGAUCCAGACGGAACGUUAAGACAAGAAAGACAAGAAAAUAAGAAAAUUGGAAUGCCGGAAUUACAUUUUGGAAAAUUCUGGAAUUUUCAGACUGGGAACAUUCAUAUUUGGGAAAACUGAGAGGGAUUCUGUUAUGGAAUUUCAGCCUCACCUGAAUGAACACCCGCCAUUUUGUUUCUCUGAUUGAGGGAAUUUUUCCCAAAUAACACCUACUUCUGACCAGAGCUCUAUAGGUCACAAGUAGUGCACUAUGUAGGAGAUAGGGUGGCAUUAGAGACGAAGCCAGGGGUUUCAAUCAAAACGUCCUGUAUGUUUUUAAUAAUAAUAAUAAUAAUAAAGCCUUUUAAUAUAAUGUAACUAGACGAUGUUGUUUUACAGUUACAGUAGAAGUUGGAGACGACUCUAUAAAAACAGAAUGUUGUUUUUCACAGUACAUAUUUAGAAUUAGGGGUGACUCGAGUAACCCUGGAGAUCCUCGAGUAACCCUGGAGAUCCUCGAGUAACCCUGGAGAUCCCCGAGUAACCCCGGAGAUCCUCGAGUAACCCCGGAGAUCCUCGAGUAACCCCAGAGAUCCUCGAGUAACCCUGGAGAUCCUCGAGUAACCCUGGAGAUCCUCGUGUAACCCUGGAGAUACUCGAGUAACCCUGGAGAUCCUCGAGUAACCCUGGAGAUCCUCGAGUAACCCCGGAGAUCCUCGAGUAACCCUGGAGAUCCUCGAGUAACCCCGGAGAUCCUCGAGUAACCCUUUUUUCUCAAUGGUUCAUAUUUGCACCUUCGGUUAGUUGAGGGGUUAUUGGAGGAACCUUUAAUAAACGUGUCAAACUCCUUCCACAGAGGAUCGAGUGUCUAAGGGUUUACGCUCCACCAUUGUACUUGAUUGAUGAAUUAAGGUAAUUAAUUAGUAAGGAUCUCCCUUCACCUGGUUGUCCAAGUCUAUAUAUUAAAAAAACAGCAUACACUCGACCCUUCCAUGGAAUGAGUUUGACACGCCUGCUUUAAUGGUUCCUGUAGCAACGGGUUCCUGUAGCAACCGGGAGUGGAGGCGUGACUUAGUAGGGGCGUGGCUUUAAGAUCUAUAUAUUUUUUGUCCACCUGUGAGAUUAAAUGUCAUUCCUGUUCAUCCGUUCUGUUGUAUUGUCAUCACAUGUUACGGUUGAACACUGACAGUUUUGUAUCUUCAAUGAGGCUAACAGAGUUCCUCAACAGCUUUACGCAAAUCAUCACUUUAUUACUGUAUGGAAUCAGCAAUGUUAAUAUUAGAAUAUGUAAUACACAUAAAUAUUCAAGGAACAUGUUAAUUUGCAGUGUACAAACUUUACAUGAUGAACAGGAAUGACAUUUUCACUAACGGGUGACCAAAAAUAACUAUCUGAAAGCCACGCCUCCAAUAAGUCACGCCUCCAAUCUGAUAGACUGCCACCUCUACAAUAUAUUAUUAAAAAGGUUCAAAAUGUAAUCCCUCCUGUCACAAAAAGUUUGAACCUUUACAUAUGGGUUUCUCAAAGACCCUUUUCAGAGGGGUUCUUUCAGGAAUCUUUUUCAGCUAGAAUGGUUCUCCCGGGCACCUUUACAUCUGAGAUUGUACAGUGGAGUUUGGGGAGGAGACCAUAGAAGCACAAUGACUAGAAAGGACAUUCCCCAUUCAAAUCAAUGGGUUUGAAAUAGGUGGACCGGCAGCCAUUAAACAAGUGGGAUUCUAUUUCUAUGGCAACGCUGAUGAUGUCACAAUAGCGUAAAACACUGCCGUAGUUGAAUGAUCAUCGGGUUAGAAUAUGUAGAGCCAGGAGUUUCUCCCGACCAAGUUAUCUGCCCAGGAUAAACUCUAGGCCCCCUUUUUACAGGCUAGGACCCCAGUGUGCGUCCCAAUAAUACAUACUUUUCUCCUGAACACUCGUUCACUACUCCGCACAAAUGUAAAAACGUUGGAUUGGAGGCAUGGGCUAGUGUGAGUUUCCAUCAUAUUAGUUCUAAGAUAGGACCCAUAGAAUUUCCCGAGCAGAUCAUUUGAUUCAUAGCACCAAUACUACUGCUUUUAAAGGUGGUUGUGGAGGUGGUUAAAGGUGGUUAACACUGCGCGUGGCGGCUCAAUCGUAAAUAUCCUUUAAAAUGCAGAUUGGGAUUUGGAUUGAAUCCCGGCCUAAGAAAAAACUCUUGAGCCCCAAGUACGGCAUAUGUUGAACACAGGCCUGUGGCAGUCAGUCAGGCACAGCCCUUUGUCAGCUGAUUUUGAGCGACAAACACUGCCAUCCAAUGGAAUCACUGCAUUUUAAACUACAACCAACUUUUGAAGGUGAAAAGAAACACCAGAAUCCUGAUUUUGAAUAAGAAUUAAGUUUUUUUUAAUUCUGGAGAAUAUUUUGAGAAAUAAAGCCGAAGUAAUAUAUCUUAUAAUGACAGGCACUAUAGCCAACAAUUUGAAUAAGAGGAGGGAGUUAUACAAAAAGAAGAAAGAAAGAAAAGAAAAGAAAGAUAAAUAGCUGACAGGUUAUCUCCAACACUAUCCGCCUAUGAGUCUCUGUGCACCCUAUUCCCUUUAUAAUGCACUACUUUUGACCAGGAUCCAAAGGGCAAAAUGGGUGCACUAUAUAGGGAAUAGGGUGUGAUUUGGAACACACUUAGUAUGUAUGUAUAGAGAUGAGCAGCGAUGCUAUGAGCUUGUAUGGCCACUGGGUGGCGACGUCAUACAAUCUUUCAGUAUCUUCUUCUUCUAGUAGAAUUGGUACACAACGGUACAUACGUGGCAAUGAUAGAACUCUAACACUUCUCUCUCUCUCUCUGUCUCUCUCUCUCUCUCUCCAGAAUAUUACCCUCUCUUUGACCUCUACUUUAAAUACGUAUGAUAAAGGUGUACAGUACAGAUAUGUUGGAUUCUAAGGAGGCUUCCCAAAUGCAGCACUGUUCCCUUUAUAGUGCACUAUAUUUGCGCUUUGGUCAAAAGUAGUGAACUAUGUAGGGAAUAGGGUGCUAUAUUGGGAUACACACUAAGGAUUUAUCUUUAUAAUUUAUAUACUGUAUGAUGAUGAUAAAAAAAAAAUGUGUACAUUUGUUUUGAAUACCAGGCUCUAACGUGGUAAACGAACAUCCGGGACAAUCAUAUUAGUAUGAUGUGUUACGUUUGGUAUGGUUACAUAAGAAAGAAGGUUACUUAAGGCAAAAAUGAAAGGAGGAUGGUUGGGUGUACAUGUAACAGUAUAGGUUCCGUCCCUCUCCUCGCCCCUACCUGGGCUCGAACCAGGGACCCUCUGCACACAUCAACAACUGCCUCCCACGAAGCAUCGUUACCCAUCGCUCCACAAAAGCCGCAGCCCUUGUUGAGCAAGGGGAACAACUACUUCAAGGUCUCAGAGCGAGUGACGUUACCGAUUGAAACGCUAACUAGCUAGCCAUUUCACAUCAGGUUACAUACAUAUAAUACACACAUCUGGCAACCCUAAAGUUGUGUGUUCUAAUCUCAUCACAGACAACUUUAGCCUUUUAGUUAAUUAGCUACUUUGCAACUACUUAGCAUGUUAGCUAACCCUUCUCCUAACCCUAACCUUAACCCUUUAACCUCACUCCUAACCUUAACCCUAACCCCUAGCCUAGCACCUACAGUAGGUGACGUUAGUGUUAGCCACCUAGCUAACGUUAGCCACAACACAUUGGAAAUCAUAACAUAUACAUAUUGAACAUUCAUAACAUAUUGUACAAAUUGCAAUUCGUGAACAUAUACAAAAUGGGUGAAUCCACAAAUGAAUAUAUACAGUACCAUACCAAAUAUAAAAUAUCGUACUAAAAAUUUGAGGGUCCCAGAUUUUUGUUUACAAUGUUUCUUCUAUCCCAGGUUGUGAAUACUAGAGAUUAUUUGUAUGUGGGCAACUGUGUGUGUGUGUGUGUGUAUGCAUGUGUGUGUGUAUGCAUGUGUGUGUGUGUGUGUGUGUAUGCAUGUGUGUGUGUGUGUGUGGAUUGUGAUGCUUUCUGUCAAUUAAAGGCUACUUACAGUUC